Sceloporus undulatus (fence lizard) is the source of this 2557-nucleotide messenger RNA. It is a transcript of the gene TMEM230, whose product is annotated as transmembrane protein 230. Gene Ontology annotation, cellular component: synaptic vesicle; endomembrane system. The record is from RefSeq and is a predicted model, not a curated record. The transcript has 4 exons. Lineage: Eukaryota; Metazoa; Chordata; Lepidosauria; Squamata; Phrynosomatidae. The coding region runs from base 160 to 519 and encodes 119 amino acids. Gene Ontology annotation, biological process: synaptic vesicle transport.
GAAAGGGAGCGUUGACCCGGAAGCGCCUUUGGGCGAAGAGUGUCAACUUCCUGGGUCAAGAGCUUUCUGCAGCUGGAGCAGGAGGGAGGCCAGCCUCUUCCUGGAAGGAAAGCAUGAGCAAGGGACCCCUCUGCAGACUGUAGCUGACUGCCGGAGAAGAUGCCGUCCCGAACGAACCUGGCUGCUUCCGUCCCAAGCAGCAAAGUCAAAUAUUCCAAGCUCGCUUGCACAGAUGAAGGCUACAUUGACCUGCAGUUCAAGAAGAGCCCUCCCAAGAUCCCCUACAAGGCCAUUGCGCUGGCGACUGUCCUCUUCCUGAUUGGCACCCUUCUCAUUAUCAUUGGUGCCCUCCUCCUCACAGGAUACAUCAGCCAAGGAGGAACAGAUCGCGCAAUCCCCGUCUUGAUCAUUGGGAUCCUUGUCUUCCUGCCUGGCUUCUAUCAUUUGCGCAUUGCUUAUUUUGCGUCGAAAGGUUACAGGGGCUAUUCCUACGAUGACAUUCCUGAUUUUGAUGACUAGAAGAGGGAAGAACAUGGAUCUUUCUUAAGAGGGUGCUAUGCAACUUUUAUCACCAACUGGCUCCAGGAGGAAGAGACUCAGCAUAAAAGAGUCACAUAACCUUGUCAUUGGACAACAAAAAUUUGCAGCUUUUGUCCAGUCUAGGGUUUGUUUGUUUUUUGCAGGUUUUCUUUCCUUGAUGAACCACAAAAUCACGUGAAGUAGCUCUUGUAAGCAGCUCUCAGGAGAAACCAUUUCUCCUUUCAGAAGGGAAGUCCUUUGGGGCCACUGGUUUCCAGCUGUGCAAACCCAGAAGAAUAUGUGAGCGUGGGCCAGUAUGAUUGAGAAAAAGAAACUCAGGCUUUUAAAUAACAACCAUCUUCUUCUUCUUUGACCUUUUUUUGUGUCUAGCGCAGAACACCUGCAAAGCUCAGCCUUGGAACAAAUGACUUAAAAUGAAACAAUAGCAAAAUCUGUCAAGGCAAAUGGGAAAGUAUUGGGUAUCUGGUUGAAAUUUAAAGAGAAGUGAGGGUGGUUUGAAACACUACCUUUAACAUUAUAUUUAUCAACUGCUCUUUAUCAAGACUUGGGUCUACUGUUAAUGGCUUCUCCCAAAAUCUUUGCAGAGUUCAUUCAGGAAAAAGGCAAAGUUUUAGGUAUUCCCAGGAAAUCUGGCAAGGCUGUGAAGUGUGUGGUUUAAUGCUCAGGCUGCAACCUAACAAGCCAUGCCUGGUCAGGGUCCAUUAGAAGAGAAAACAGCUUACUGUUUAUACUGCUCUGGAAAUUGGCUUAGGGCAGAUAUAAAAAUUAAAUGGUUACACACACAAAAUGGCAAAAUGCUGAAACAUCCAGAAAACUAAUUCUCUGGCUUAAAAAAAGACCAUGAUCACAUACCCAAUGGCUUGAAUUCUCUUGGUAUCCCCAUACAGAAUAAGCCAACACCAUCUACUCUAGUUGGUACCGCUGAUGGCUUGCAUUCUGUUAUGAUAUAUGCAGUUCUUUUUGGUGAUGCUAUUGUGGAGGUUGGCAUCUUCCUCUACAAUGAUCAAAGCGCCCUGACUUACCUUUCAGUCACUGCAAGUCCUCCAUGACCAUUCAGUGGCUGGUGAAGAGCAGGGGAUUAGAGAAAUGUCUGGCUAUCUCCCUGUAGCCAGAUGCAAAAUGAUGGUAUCAUCCACUGACAUCCUGGAUGAUCUCAGCAGAUGUUGUCAUUGGUCUGCAUCUGCAGGGAGAUAGCCAGAUACUUUUCCAGACUCCCUCUCCACUUUCUUCCAGCCGCUGAGUGUUGUCCGGUGGAGGUCCGCAGCAAUGAAAUGGAGUCCAGGGGAACUCUGAGUGAAGAGAUGUAGCAUAGUUCUGCCCCCGGACAAUUAUGCUAUACUGUGCUGUACAGGAUGUCAACCAAUAUCUCUUCCCUGCUUCUCAAAACAAUGUGCCCAAGAGGAGGAAAGCACUUUGCCAGAUCACUGACUCCACUGAUAUGAAAAGGCAAAAGCAAUACACUCAGUUGGCCUUCUGUCUGUGGCUGACAAAGUGAUAGUAUCAACUAGUUGGAGGUUGCAAGCAUAGGAGUGUCUCUGUGUGUUCCCAUGAUAGAUGAUACUGUUCUUCAGGUUUCCACUGAAGUGGCCAGGCAUCAUUCUGGCUAAGCCCAGAACUGAACACAACCUUUGCUGUGAAGUCUGUUUUUGAAAGGUGAAACUGCAGUCUGGAUCAGAUUGUGAACUGCUGUGGCAAAGGUUCCUCCUUCUGGUCUCCCUCCGCUCCAGUAUUGGACUUUUCAGUGACCACAAUUUGGUGAAACACAAGUGUUCAAAGAUGCUUCUGUUGUGUAUUCUGUCCACUGGCUAAACACUAUGCAAUGUUAAUGCACUGUAUAUGUGCAUACACAUAAGCUCUUCAUAGGCAUUGAUCUUUUGUUUUCAACAUAUAUUCAUCUCUCUAGAUUGCCAGUUUGUGGAGUGUUCAAGAGGGCACAAAUAUGCCAUGAGAAAGUAAUUUUCAGUUGCAGAAAUAUGUAUUUAAUAUGAAUAAAGCACUUAAUGGUAUUUUACCUUCA